Messenger RNA from Dictyostelium purpureum, 1110 nucleotides. RefSeq lists its product as uncharacterized. NCBI's taxonomy places the organism in Eukaryota, Evosea, Eumycetozoa, Dictyosteliales, Dictyosteliaceae. The record is from RefSeq and is a predicted model, not a curated record. The coding region runs from base 1 to 1110 and encodes 369 amino acids. The transcript is spliced from 8 exons.
AUGAAUUUAGAUUGGGAUACAAUUCUUUCCUACAAUACUGUUAAAAUUGUAAGAAUUAGAGAUAGAAGAUUAGGUUUACUUCAUUUACUUUUUAUGGUAUUUAUUGUUUCAUAUGUUGUAGUUUAUCAAGCAAUUUAUAAAAAAGGAUAUUUAUUAUCCGAAGUCCCAGUAUGCUCCAUCAGAACAACAUUAAUGGCUCCAAAAGAAAUUGAUACAGAACGUCCUUACUGCAAAUCUAAUAAUAAUACCUAUGCUUACUCUAAACUAGAAUGUGAGUAUUGGGAUGAUCCAUUGGUAUUAUUUCCACCAGGUGACGAUGUUAGUUUUACAGCUUCAACUAGAGUUAAAAUAACAAAUCAAACAACUGAUGGUUGUUCUUUCAAAGACCCAAGAUGUAAAUAUAAGGAUGUUUCCGAAGAAAGUAUUUAUGUUGCUGAUAUCGAAAAAUAUACUGUAAUGAUUGAUCACACUAUGUUUUCACCACAAUCCCAAAUUCAAUACAAUGCUCGUGACUUAUCAGGCUACAUUCUUGAUAGAGAUGGAAAUGAAAUUCAAAUAAAUGAUACAAACAAUAGAGUUGGUGUUAAAGGUCAAUAUGAUGUUCUUGAAAUCGGCAAACUUUUAGAGCUUGGAGGUAUUGAUUUAGAUGCAGAAUCACCAGAUAAAGGAGAUCCAAAUAGAUAUACUGGUAUUAUUGCAUUAGUAUUUAUUAAAUAUUCAAAUACAUUUUCAUAUAGUACUGGCAAUUUCAAAUAUACAUAUUCAAUUAGACAAGUAAAUGACACCAUUUACAAUGUAAAAGAUCCUAUUUAUUUUGAUAGUUUAGGCAGUAGAAUGGUUUUAAAAAGAUAUGGCAUUAGAUUACUUUUUGUUCAAGAUGGUGCUAUUGGUUCAUUCAAUUUCCAAUCUUUAUUAUUAACUAUGGUAUCAGGUCUUGGUCUUUUAACAGUUGCAACAUUAGUUGUUGAUCAAUUAGCAGUUAGAAUUUUACCACAAAGAAAGAGUUACUCAUCCGUUAAAUUCCAAGUAACUGAAUCUAUGUCAAAGAAAAAGAAAAUUAUUGAUGAUUCAGGUGAAGAAUUAUUAUAUACAAAGAUUGAAGGUUUAUAA